AUGACCACAACACCGACAGAAACGGAUCCAGAGCUACUUGCAAAUAAAGAAUCUGGCAGCACACUUCAUGGCGAGGACAGGCUUUCACAUCAGAAAACGAAUCCUGAAGAAAUAUUCCCACCACCAGAGGAGCUCGACGAAGAAGACCCUGAUAUUGACAAAGGUUAUGCAUGGGUAGUAUGUGGUGCUUGUGUGCUCUUCAAUUUUUGUACAUGGGGUAUGAACUCCGGGUUUGCUAUAUACUUUGCAAACUAUUUGACUAAUGGGACGUUUGAAGGUGCAACAAAGAUGGACUAUAGUUAUAUUGGGGGAAUAGCAUUUGGCGUUGGGUUGUUUUUCUCACCAGUGAUUACGGUCAUCCAGGGCUACAUUGGGUUUAAAAAGACACUUAUUAUCGGUAAUUGCUUACAGUUUACAGCCUUGAUGCUUGCCAGUUGGUCGAGAAAGCUUUGGCAAUUGUAUUGCACUCAAGGCUUGAUGCAGAGUUUUGGAUUAGCAUUUCUCUCCAUCCCAGCAACCACAGUAUUGCCACAAUGGUUCAAGAAGAAAAGAGUUUUGGCUAUGGGCAUUGGUGCAGCAGGAUCAGGUUUAGGUGGCCUCGUUUUCAACUUGGGUAUGCAAAAAGUUGUUGACACCAAAGGCGUGUUUUGGGCAUUAAGAGUUCAAAGUAUUAUUGGAUUUGGCUUAACAUGGAUUGCCAUUUUUCUUGCCAAGAGUAAAGCACAAACACACCAUAUCCAGUUUAAUUUCUUUAACUUUUCAUCUUGCAGAAUGGCUGCUUACUGGUUGGUGAUGCUUUUUGUGAUCACUUGUAUUUUGGGCUACGUGAUUGUUCUUUAUACCUUGGCCAAUUUUACAACCAGCCUUGGAUAUAGCGAGAGACAAGGUUCCAUUGUGUCUGCCAUGGUCCAGGUUGGCUCUUUGUUUGGUAGACCAAAUGUUGGAUACUUGUCAGAUAGGUAUGGAGCUGCAACUGUAGGGUUUGUUGUUUACUACAUUGCCGGCAUCUUUUGUUUGGCCAUGUGGAUUCCAGCACGCAACUAUGCCACAGUAAUAAUUUUUGCAUUGAUUAUGGGUGCAUUGAUGGGAUCAAUAUAUGCCAUUUUUGCACCAUUAAUUGCAAGAAUUUUUGGGAUCCAAAAAAUGAGUGUAGUGUUUGGUCAAAUAUGGAGUAUCAUGGGUAUUGCAGGUUUGUUUUCCCCCGUGAUUGGUGUCAAGUUGACCAAAGGCAGUGGUGCCGAAGUUAACCCAUCAAGUUAUAGAGAUUGUUCAAUUUUUACAGGUAUAAUGUUCUUGGCGUGUGCAACAUUCAUGCUCAUAAUAAGAGGAUAUAUUAUUGCAAGAGAUCGAAUCUUGGUGGAAAAGGGUGACGAAGUCACGGACAUGAAGGACGCGGAAAAUAUCACAGUGCCUGUGGGUGAUGUAUUCAGGUUGCUCUUUGCUAAAAGUGUCGAAAAGGUAUAG
This is a messenger RNA of Lodderomyces elongisporus, 1464 nucleotides long. RefSeq lists its product as uncharacterized. The transcript has a single exon. Gene Ontology annotation, biological process: transmembrane transport. Gene Ontology annotation, cellular component: membrane. Lineage: Eukaryota; Fungi; Ascomycota; Pichiomycetes; Serinales; Debaryomycetaceae. Gene Ontology annotation, molecular function: transmembrane transporter activity. Bases 1 to 1464 code for a protein of 487 amino acids. The record is from RefSeq and is a predicted model, not a curated record.